Messenger RNA from Fundulus heteroclitus (mummichog), 2206 nucleotides. It is a transcript of the gene gorab, whose product is annotated as golgin, rab6-interacting. NCBI's taxonomy places the organism in Eukaryota, Metazoa, Chordata, Actinopteri, Cyprinodontiformes, Fundulidae. Gene Ontology annotation, biological process: non-motile cilium assembly. The record is from RefSeq and is a predicted model, not a curated record. The transcript has 5 exons. Bases 174 to 1124 code for a protein of 316 amino acids.
CUCCGCCAGGUCUGGUUGGGGUCCUUCACGUGGCAGUGGUAAACAAACAUGGCGGAACAAUUGAGCGCUUCCUCCGGUGACUCUGUGGCGUUUUCUGUGAUUUUCUCGGGCUAAUAAUCAGAUUUUCUGCUGGAUGUGUUCGCGGGGCUCUCUGCUGGGCGUCCGGCUGUAGGAUGAGCGGCUGGGCGGGUUUUUCUGACGAGGAGCUGCGGAGGAUCCAGCACAAAGAUCCCGCUGCUCCCCGCGGCAGGAAGCCUCCAGCAGCCAGCCGGAGCCGGCAGAAGAUGCAGCGGGAGAAAGCGCUUCAGUUAGCCGGCCCGCAGAGCCUCCUCCCUGGGCAGCAGCUCAGCAAACCACCGCUGACCCUGGAAGCCCCAGACCGGACAGGAGCUCCUGCUGCCGGGGAGGAGAAGCCGCAAAAAGCCGCUGACAUGAAGCCGAAUGAGAACCAUGCGCCGGCCGUAGAGGAGGAGGAGGAGGUGCCGGUGGUGAAGGAGCUGGAGAAACAGGAGGUGGAAAUGAGAGAGAAGACGCGUCUGGAGCAGCUGCAGCAGGAACAGAAAGAAAUGGAGGAGAGGAACAAGCGCAAGAAAGCUCUCCUGGCCAAAACGAUCGCUGAGAAAUCCAAACAGACUCACGCCGAGGCCGUGAAGCUGAAGAGGAUCCAGAAGGAGCUGCAGGCGCUCGAUGACAUGGUGUCCAACGACAUCGGCAUCCUGCGGGGGAGGAUCGAGCAGGCCAGCUGGGACUACAGCGCUGCCAGGAAGCGCUACGAGAAGGCGGAGGCCGAGUACGUGACGGCCAAGCUGGACCUGCACAGGAAGACGGAGGUGAAGGAGCAGCUGACGGAGCACCUGUGCGCCAUCAUCCAGCAGAACGAGCUGCGAAAAGCCCAGAAGCUGGAGGAGCUGAUGCAGCAGCUGCAGCUGCAGCCCACCCAGGAGGAGGAGGAGGAGGAGGAGAGGAGGAAGACCCCCGCUGAGCCCCAGAGGAACGGGAAGGAUGGGAGCGGUGGGGGGGCGGAGCAGGUCCAGCAGGAGCCGGCGGACCAGCAGAGAACAGAACCAGAACCAGGCUGUGACCCGUCAGAACACGGAGGUCAGGCUGGACCUGCGGCCUCCUGACGCUCAGAGACCAGACUCUUCAUCAUCGCCAGACUCUUCCUCACGUGGCGCCGCUCCAGGUCCACAUUGGACCUGACGGCACACGGAGGAACCAGCAGAGGAACCGAGGUUCUGGUAGCUCUUCAGGACCACAUCCAGUCAAGUAUGAGACUUUUCUGUGUUUGACUGCGCAGCAGCGCCACCUUCUGGUGCGUUGACCCGAGGAGAGGAACCAGCCGGGCUCAGAGUCCAGGCGCUCCGGUUCUGGUUCGGUCCGGUCCGCAAGACCUGGACAGGUUGAUGGAUUCAGAAGAACGUCUGAAGGUUUGCAGCCAGGAGUGAAAAUCUGAAGAGCUUUUUCCUCCAGAACCAGAACCUUCCAGAAUUUAACGAAACACUAAAUGGGUUAGAAAUGUGCAAAUGUUCCCGGCUCAGCCGGUUCGGGUUUCUGGUCACUCAGAGGACCUUUGGGCCGGAGGUGGAACUCUGCAGAACCGGCCUGGUUCUGUAGGCGGGCCUUCCUGCUGUGUUCUGAUGCCUGCAGGAACCGUUCCGGGUCGACGUGUCGGGAUUAAAUGUGACGAGAAGCUGCUGGAAACAUGCGUCCGCUCUACGAGCAUGAGCCCAAGCCUGGAGCUGGUUCCUGAAACGGGUUCUGUCUGGUCGGGUUCUGUAUGAACGGGUUCUGUAUGAACGGGUUCUGUCUGAGCGGGUUCUGUCUGGUCGUGUUUAAUAAACGUCUGAUUGCAUCCUGUGGUUUUCUCUUUCUGCUGACGGCGCUGCAGAUAACGAGGCGUCUCCAGGACAGAACCUCGUUGUCUCGGCUCGUGUUAAAGGUGCAGAACGCGCUGCGCUCACAUCUGCUCACAUCUGGCCGUCUGGAGGAGGCGCCGUAAAAGCAGCGCUUUAAUGAGCCGGCGGGCCGAGGGGUCAGUGUUUGAAGUGUCCAGGGGCCGCUUUCACCUCCAGUCCACCGGGCCCGGUUCUCCUGGCCGACACGCAGAGAACAAACCAGGACGGUUCCACUUUAACGUCUCUGUUCUAGUUAGAAAGGUUGGGUUAAAAACGGUUAAAUAAGAAAUGAGAAAAUCAGUUUAACCCAA